AUGCCAACUCCGAGUAACAACUCGCCUUCGGCGAUCGCCGCCCGCACAACAUGCCCAGAGCCUGAGAGGAUAUCGGCCUGGCGAGACUCUCCCGAUACUGUAAACAACGAUUCUGCCGACGUUCUCUCACCUGAUAAUUCAAUUGCGCCCUCCGUACUGAGUCGAUCUGAUGUCGGCACCACUCCUGAACCGAUGAAGGCGGAGGGAAAGUUGACCGGCGUUGAGGAAGAUGACCCAGUCCGAGCUACCUCCCCAGCCGAGUCAACCUGCCUUCGCAGCCAGUCACCAGUAGCACCCCCGGGAUCUUCACUUCUCAACUGGGAAUUCUCCAAUGUUCGUCUUCUGCCGAACCACACCUCGUUUCUUCGUUCAGGCAGUAAGUUCGCCGGAACUCAGCAAUCAGAUCGUCAUGUAUACAAUGUCGAUGUCGAGAUUAAGCAUGUGGAUAUGGCCGAGUCCUAUCUUUGUGGCUACCUGAGAAUCCAAGGCCUCACGGAAGAUCACCCUACCUUGACGACAUUUUUUGAGGGAGAAAUCAUUGGUACAAAACACACUUUCCAGACUCGUAAUGAGGAAUGGGGCGCUUCGGAGAAGACAGACCUGCACCAUUGGUCUCGGUUUCCUGCCUGGCGUCCGCUGGCUAAACAAGCCAAAAGAGCGGAUUUCACGUAUCGGAACUUCGCCCAGCGUGAACACAUAUUCAUGAGAUGGAAGGAAUCUUUCCUUGUUCCUGAUCAUCGAGUACGGACAAUCUCAGGUGCUAGCUUUGAAGGAUUCUAUUACAUCUGCUUCAACCAAAUCGAGGGAACUGUGAGCGGGGUAUACUUCCAUGCGAAGAGCGAGCGGUUUCAACAGCUCGAACUCAAGCAUGUCGAAGAUCGUGGAUGUGCACCAGCAGUCGAAUUCCGCUAA
Penicillium griseofulvum is the source of this 912-nucleotide messenger RNA. Its product is annotated as GID4/VID24 family protein. Gene Ontology annotation, biological process: protein catabolic process in the vacuole; negative regulation of gluconeogenesis; protein targeting to vacuole. The transcript is spliced from 4 exons. NCBI's taxonomy places the organism in Eukaryota, Fungi, Ascomycota, Eurotiomycetes, Eurotiales, Aspergillaceae. The coding region runs from base 1 to 912 and encodes 303 amino acids. The record is from RefSeq and is a predicted model, not a curated record. Gene Ontology annotation, cellular component: GID complex; extrinsic component of membrane.